AUGAUAUGUUUAUCUAGUGGGAACUACGAUGGAUUAGGAUAAAUUAGAGAACUAGAAUUGAAAAAAGUUGGAUUGUUUUUUGGUUUCUAAGAUGUCAAAGUAGUAGACGAUCCUUUAUUAUAAGAUGGAAUGUAAGAGAAAUGGCCUAAAGAAAGAGUUGGAGAAUAAAUAGGAUUAUAUAUAGAUAGUAUUCCAAAUGGAGUUGAUUUAAUUAUAACAUUUGACAAGGAUGGAGUAUCAAGUCAUCCGAAUCAUAAAGAUGUAUAUUAAGGAGUAAUGCAUUUCUUUAACUAGAAGUCUCAUCACUUUGACUUAAUGACUUUAUAAUCUGUCAAUAUAGUGUUAAAGUACACAGGAUAUAUAGGCGCAUUGAUGUAGUAUCCUUUCUCUUAUACAUUCUACCCUGACUCAAUCUUUGAUACAAUUAGAGCUCUUUAAAAUCAUGAAUCAUAGUUGGUUUGGUAUCGUAUACUUUUCACAUUCUUCUCUAGGUAUGCCUUCAUCAACACUUUUGAUUUUUAUCAUGCUAAUACAAAUACAAUGACCAUUGAAUAUAUUUAAUGA
Molecule: messenger RNA, 564 nt
Organism: Stylonychia lemnae
Lineage: Eukaryota; Ciliophora; Spirotrichea; Sporadotrichida; Oxytrichidae
Source: the annotation of a GenBank genome assembly